Olea europaea var. sylvestris is the source of this 1336-nucleotide messenger RNA. Its product is annotated as U-box domain-containing protein 25. The coding region runs from base 78 to 1136 and encodes 352 amino acids. The record is from RefSeq and is a predicted model, not a curated record. NCBI's taxonomy places the organism in Eukaryota, Viridiplantae, Streptophyta, Magnoliopsida, Lamiales, Oleaceae. The transcript is spliced from 2 exons.
UAUAUAGUGAAUGACUGUGGGCUGAACACAACAGCUGUGUAUAUCCUGGAAACUAACGCCUUUACUGUUUUUCCGCCAUGAAAACUCAACAACCCAAGCUCAAAUCCACCCCACGUCCACUCUUCUCCUGUGCUUUUUUCCGCCACUGCACUCAGACUGCACUUAGUCCCACCACCUCCACUCCGCCACCGCUUCCGCUCUCUAAUUCUGAAGCGCCGCCUCCGCCUCCGCAAGAAUCUCCACCACAUCAAAAGCCUCCGUCCCAUCCGGAGUCCUCCUCCUCUUCUUCCUCAAACACCUCCCAAAGCUUCACUCAAUGGAGGUUCCCACUUCCUAUCUCGCCUGUAUCCCACCAUUUACAAUCGCAGCCAAGACUCGAACCCGACACCGUGCCAUCUAAGGGUUUGACAGCUAAUAAGAUAAACAGAGCCGAACAAAAUUCUUCUCAGCAGCCGCCGCCGCCACCUCCACCGCCCCUUUCAAAUGCCAAGUUAGAAGAGCUUUUCCACGUGGCUGAGCUCCAAUUCAGUACUGGGUCGAAUUCUGAUCGGGUCAAGGCAAUGUACACGCUUGAGAGGUCACUUGUUCCAAACCAAUGCGCCGCUGCCGAAAGCAGCGACACAGUGACGUGCCCGGCAGCAGUGAUGACUGGGGUAGUAGCAUGUUUGAGAGAGAGAGUGGCACCGAAGCCGGCGAGCAAAGUUUUACUGGCACUUUGUCUUGCUGAAGUUAACCGAAGGGUGGCGGUGAAUGCGGGAGCCGUUGGUGCAGUGGUGGAGGCGCUUGCAGACUCCGAAAAUGCGGUGGCGGAGAGGGCAUUAGCAGCAUUGGAAUUGCUAUGCACGCUGGAGGAGGGGGCGGCGGAGGUCAGAACUCACGCUCUAGCGGUGCCAAUGAUGGUGCAGGUUAUGGGGAAGACGGAAGGGAGGGCGAAAGAAUACGCUAUAAGCGUAUUGGCAGUGAUAUACGGUGGCGCCGACGAAGGCGAGGGUUUAGCACCCGCAGAGGAGGUGGCGCGUGCCGUUAUGUUGGCAAUGCAUGGUAAUUGCAGUACUAGAGGGAGAAGAAAAGGGGCCCAGCUUCUGAAGACUCUGCAAAGUAACGGACGGGUAGAUUUGACAGAAGGGGGAAGAUGAACGUUCUUGAUUUGUCAGAAUCUUUUGGUUUGACUCAGUCAAAGUGGUCCAAUGAAGCAAUAACACAAUGCCAUGCUAGCUUUUAGAUUGCACCAGCACACACUUUAUAAUUACCAUCUUUUUCUUUUCAUUUUAAAUAAAAGUAGUAGUAAUUGUUUAGAUUUCUACUCGUGACUAAUAAAUUUUGGAUUAUAUGUCAA